Messenger RNA from Polistes canadensis, 6619 nucleotides. It is a transcript of the gene rod, whose product is annotated as kinetochore-associated protein 1. Lineage: Eukaryota; Metazoa; Arthropoda; Insecta; Hymenoptera; Vespidae. The record is from RefSeq and is a predicted model, not a curated record. The transcript is spliced from 33 exons. Gene Ontology annotation, biological process: mitotic sister chromatid segregation; mitotic spindle assembly checkpoint signaling; protein localization to kinetochore involved in kinetochore assembly. Gene Ontology annotation, molecular function: small GTPase binding. Gene Ontology annotation, cellular component: RZZ complex; cytoplasm; kinetochore microtubule. Bases 145 to 6267 code for a protein of 2040 amino acids.
CUAAAUUUCAAUUUGUUUUGUCUACAGAGUGAACAUUUUUGAAUUAUUUGAGUUUUUAACUGCAAUUUGUGUAAAAAUUUGUACAGAAAAAUAAUCAAAUAAUAAAAUAUUACAUUUAAGUUUUAGUUAUAAAACAGCUAUAAAAUGGCUUUGUGGAAUAAGGUUUUGUCAGGUUUUGAUACAGAAGAUGAGACUAUUAAUUUUGGAAAAAGACAAGUUGUAGAAAGUAAAACAUCUAUUUAUGAAACUGUCACACUUGCAUCCAUUCAACCAGAUGGAGAGGUCCAAAAUGAACCAACUAUUCAAGUUUUUCUUCAGUAUACUCGAUUGUGUAUAGUGGUAGAUAAAUCUAUUACAAUAUUCGAAGACGAAACAUGUCAAAACAUAUUACUAAAUAUUGCUUUUGAUUUUUUAAUAACAUCUUGUUGUAUAUCAAAAAAUGAAGAAUUUUUAUACGUCUUAUUAGAAAAUGGAAUGCUUUUUUGUUUAUACUUAAUAGAAGAGACUAGAAUUCUCUUUUCUAUAAAUACAUUUCAUAUUACGAACAAUCAUUUGGAUAUUAUGAAAAUAUUAUUAGAUGAAAAUGGUAACGAUUCAAUGCAAAUUAUUCUCGUUAAUAGAAGAGGCGUUAUUCAUAGAAUUACUUUCCCUCCUACCAAAGAAUUAACCAACAAUGUAAUUGAUUACGAAAAUAUAGAGUCGCAGAAAACAUUUGAAAAAAGUUUACAAGUUGAUAUAGAUUUUGCUGGAACCGAUAAACACGAGAGAUUUUCUGCGGUAGCAGUUGCAUCAGAUAUUUCAAAUUUUAUUUUCAUAGGAAAAGAUACAUGUUUUACUUGGCCAAGUGAAAAUUCUUGCAAUUUUACUACUUUGUCAUUUAGUUAUAAAAAAAUUCAAAUUCUUAAAAAGCUCAAUGCAAUGUUAUGUUUAUGUAUGGAUAACUUUAUGAGGAUAGUUUGUACUAAAACAUUAAUCGGUAAACAAAUCUACAAAGAAAAAGUAUCAGAUUUUAUGUUAAUUAUUGACGAAAGGGACAAUUAUUCGGAAAUUUUACUUUUAUUAGAAAAUGAAAAUAAGGAUACAUUAACUUUACGUUUGGUUUCUUUCCCUGAUUUUGAAGAAAAGUUUCAAAUAAUAAAUGUACCUUCGACUACAGCUUUAGUAAAUACUUUGAAUUCAUCUAUCAGAUCGAUAUUAUUCAUAGAAAAAAUAAUCAAUGGCAAAUACAUUGAUACGAUUAGAAUAAAAAGUAUAAUAGAAAGUGCGCCAAGCCUCUGUUUGGAAAGAUUAUUAAAGAGAAGACAAUUCGAAGAGGCUGAGAGUUUUGCGAAAAGGUUCAAUCUAACUUUGGAAAGUAUUCAUAUUUCUAAAGCGAUGUUAUUGGUAGAACAACUUAAUCCUUGGGCUAAAAGAACAUCGGAACAGAUUAAUUUAGAUAUGUUGAUAAAUACAUUAAAUCAAAUAAAUAACUUGCAAUUUAUUAUUACAUGUUGCACGAAUGCUCUUAUGAUAGAUUACAAGCAGAUGAAAAAAUUACUUUUAUACGCGAGACAAAGAAUUGUUGAUAAUAGCAAGGAUAAUAUGAACAUGAUACCAAAUGAGCAGCUAAAUAUUAAAUCUAUAAAUACCGCUGUUCAUAAGUUAGAAACUUUUGAAAUACUUUACGAAACUUUAAUAACUAACGAAUAUACCUUGGAUCAAACUUUAAACGAAUGGUUACGCUUCUCGCGAGCUGACUUGUUUGAAGAAUGUAAAAUUCGUUUGAGUAAGGGAGAACUUGAAGCUGCAGCUUUAAUUUGGUCCAGACAUUUGCCAGACAUAGAAAAGAAUUUAUCGAUUCAAACCGUACGAAAUAUUCUUAAAUUAAUUCCAGAUAAAAUUUCUCUAAACUUUUUAUGGGCGUGGCUAUCAAAUUUUAUGCCUUCUCUAUUAUCGCUAUUACCUGCAUCGAUAGAUGAUAUGAUUACAUGGGGUUGUCAAAAAAUAAUAUCUUUGGAAAAUUUUCAAUCCGAACAAUGGCCUCAAAUAGGCAUCGAUUUUGCUACUAAAUUUUUAGCUUUGUUAAAAUUCGAUAAAAAUCCACCUUUAUAUUUUUAUAAGGAAAAUAUUAAUGAAAGCUCAACAUUCAAAUUAUUUAUUCAUAUCGUUCAAAGUCUACACGAUUUAAAAUUAUUGAAAAUUGAUUAUAGGAUAAAGGUGCCUAUCAAUUCUUAUAUCGGUGAUCCGAUUGACGUAAUACAUUUGUUAUUAAAUAAAAUACUAAUCGAAGGUAUUCAUGAAUUCAUAAACAAAUUUUUAAAACAGUAUAUGCUUAAUCAUUCUUUAGAAAAUGAUAUAGUAUUUUCUUCGUAUAUCCAAAAACUUAUAUAUAAUUCAAAAGAUUGGUGGACAUGGGAAGAAGCUCAAUGGGAAAGAAGAGUCGCUGUUGUUAUCCCUUUUGUACAUGAUAUUCAGAAUCGGCUUAAGAUAACAUUAGAGAUAUUAAAAAAAGCACCCAUUCCAUGGAGUCCGACUAUAUCACAGUUAGCAGAAAUAAGUACAAAGUUUGAUCAUCCUUUAUCGACAAAAAUUAAAAUUGAACGAGAUUACGUACCAAUAAAAUUUAUAUUGAAGAAGUAUGGUUAUGCGAACAUUGGUAUUAACGAUAAAUUAAUAUUUUAUAUUAUCAAACAAAACCAUAAAGAAAUGAUAAACGAUUUAUACGAAUUGACUAAGAAUAAUGUGUUAUUAAGAAAAAACGCAUUAUCGUCUUGUAUUAAUUAUUAUUUAACUCGAGGAAAUUUGGAUAUACCAUUUCAAAUUUUAAACGAUUUGGAAGAUGAUAUUGUCCUUUAUUGCUGUGAGAGAAUCAUUAAUUAUAUCGUUUCUAGUUUUACUUUAAAGGAUGUUCCUGAAUCUAUAGAAAAUUACUUCGAAUGUUUAAGUUGGAUCGAUGCAAAAUUACAAGAAAUGUUAAUGGAAUCUAAAAUUAAACAAAUCUAUUACCAAGGCUUUUCAAAAAGAAUUAACGCAGUUAAAGAUUUAUAUCGAAUUAAAAAGGAGUUCAAUAUUAUUGUUCCUCUUGGUGAAUUGUAUAUUGGAAAGGAUAAAAUAUUACAGACUUGUAUCGCCAAUUUGAGUCAUGAAGUAAACGCGCAAUCUUUAUCUACUAUGACUGCGUACAAAAAAGCUGUUAAACUUGGAGAUAUUUUGAAAUUACCGAGACUGAAAGUUAUCUCUGUACUAUUAGAAGGUACACAAAAUCUUGACAUAUUAAAACAUUUAAUUGGAUUUGAGAAACCAAACGUUGACAUAACAGCAAACGAGUGUAAAUACGUGAAGGAUGUAUGUAGAUUAACUUUAAACAAUACAAAAGUAAAUGUAGAAACUGCAAAAAUUAUAAAAAGUUUAUGCGCACGCGCAUUAAACUGUUGCACUGGAUGUGAAAUAGAAUAUAUACUUAAGUAUCAUAAUUUGGCAGACUUAUAUUCGAAAUCUUUAGCUACAAAUAACACAAGUACUGUAAAUGAAAAUCCUGAAAAGAUACAAAAAUCGCAAUUGAAAUUACACACGAUGUAUAAUGAUCUCGUAAUAUCAUUCGAACCAUUAUUUUUUACCGUAAUAAAAGAUGUAUUGUCUAUUGUUAUAAAAUAUGCAAACUUCAAAAUUAUGUCGAACAAAACAGAAACAGUUAAAGAAGAUAUGAUUAAAGAGCAGAAAACGAUAGAAGAAUUGCUGAAUGAUUUACUUAUAAAAAUGAGGAACAUUAUUACUAUACAUAAGGAAUACGCAUUAUUCAAUAUAGUUAAAACAUUAUACUUCAGUUUUUGUUUUUCAUUAAAAAUCGAACAAAAUAUAUUAAAUAAACUAAAAUCUGUGUUAUCGCAGAAUAUACAAAACUUAUUGAAAAGAGUUAUAAAUGCUCCUAAAUUUGAUUUACAACUUGGUUUGGCCUGUCUUUUUAUGUUAUCCGAUGAAGAAGCAUCUAAGUCAUUAACGGAUUUUGCAAAACAUAGUACUACUUCGAUAUUAGCCUACGAAUACUUUAGCUUACAACAAAAUCAAUCACAAUUGGAAUCAGUUAAAUGGUAUAAAAUGUUACAUUAUUGGGCACAAAGAUUGACUGCUUAUUCUAUUGCAUAUAGAGAGAUUUUUAGCAGCGACAACGACAAGAAAAGACAAAUAUUAACACGUUUAAUGAAUAACAAUAAUAAAAACAUGAUUCCUAUUCUUCAAGAUUUUUGUAAAUCUUUUGGAUUUGAUAUAGACGAUUGCUUGAAACUUUAUCUAAAAGUAUUAUUAAAUACUUGGACUCCAACAUUUAAAAUUUCUUAUUGCAAUGGAGAAAGAGAAUUACAAAUUCCCGAAGAGGAGGUAAAUAAAUUAAGAGCAAAGUGUACUACCGUGGUAAACAAAAUUAUUGAGAAAAGUACAUUCAAACAAUAUGCUAAGAGUAUAUUGUCGGAAAUUAAUUUCUAUCAUUACGAAGCAUUUAUUAUUUUAUUGGACCUGGCGGAAAUAGAAAGCAGUGAAACAAGAAAUUAUUUUUGUUUUUUAAAAAAUUAUACUAGAUGCGGACAACCUACGUUAGUAGAACAGGAAGAAUGGGUGCGUUUUAGUCCGGAAUAUAAAUCGUUACCUGCUAUUUCAGAAUAUAGGCUUCCUUUUUUACCCAAAAUCGAUAUUUGGAAACUAAUAACAUCUGAAUUAAAUUUGAAGUCUUAUGAAAAAUGGUUGACUAUCGUACCUAUCAUCAAAUUAGAACCGCAUAUAUUAUGUACUGUUGCCAUAAAGGAAGCAGUCAUUCAAGAAUGGGGACCUAUAAAUAGCAGAAGAAAAACUAUGGAAUGGUCGAUUUAUCCUAAAAAUAAUAUUUUCCUUCAAAACGUAAUAAAGUGUAUCGAACGAAUGGGACCAGAUGCGUUAUAUUAUGCGACUGCUGCAUUAUAUUACGUUGUUAAUUACACACCUCCUGGUGCUGAUCAAGUAGCUGCGAUAAAGCAUUGUUUUAAAUUUGCCGAAUUGGCGGUUAAACAAUCAACGAAUUUCGAAGAAGGUUUAUUAGAAAAAAUUCGAUUUAAAUAUGAAAGAUUCACCGCUGAGCAUAUAUUACGAUCUCACGGUUUGGGAAAAGAAAAUUAUAUCUCUUUGAUUUCGUAUCCACACGAGUUAGUUCAUGCGUUAUAUAUGGAUGAUAGUAUACCAUUAAGAUACCAAAGUGCAAUAAAUAUUAGACCUGAUAUCAAUUCAGCCGUUGAUGCUUUAGGUCAUCUCUUUAAUUUGAAUUUAGUCAAACUGCGUUUCCAAUUACUUCAAGAAUGGUUACAACCAGAUGCUAUUGAACAAAAUGGAUUUGAUCAGAGUGUUACGGAUGUACUUUUUACUUUAAAUCGAGCAAACCUCAGUUUGAAUUCUGAAACUAAUUUAUGCAGAGCUUGUUACAUGCUUCAACACGGAAAUGUUGAUUUAUCGGUACAUUUUCUAAUAGACAUUGGUUUUAGUGAAAAUCCUGAAAAUGAUUAUAAUACUGAAAUGCGAUACAGAGCAUUGGACAUUUUGCAAUCGAUGACAGAUCCAACGACUUUAGAGAACCUAACAAAACGAGAAAUAUCAACUGUUAGACAAUAUACAAAAAUUUUAAAAUAUGUAAGCAAAUUGGAAACAUUAGGAUUAGGAUACGAUAUAACCACGUUCAAAACGAGUUCUAAACACGAACUUGUACAAAUGUUAUUAAACACUCAAUAUCAUUCUCGACAAGCUUUGACUUUAAUUGCAGACAUUUGCAUGGAUUACAAUAUAAAUGACUGUGCUAUUUGGGAUAAAUGUUUAAUGGAAAUGAUUAGAUUAGUUAUGGUAAUUGAAUUGACGGAAAUUUUACCACGAAUAAGUAGAACAAGUAUCAUUACAACAUGUAAAGGAUAUAAAUUGGCAUGGCAAAUUGUUAUAGUAGAACCAUUCAGUAAAAUGGAUAUGAAACCAUCCUCGGAACAAAUAGAUGCUUGCAUAACUGCAUUCUGUCUUUUGUAUUCGUGUCCUGUUACAUAUGAGCUAAAAUUCAAUGAUAUUUUAAAUUAUUGCUUUCUAACUCAACAACCACAUUUAGCAGUCGCUUUCUUACCAUAUUUAAGUACUGUCGAUAAACAAUUUGUUUUCACCCGUAUCAAAUCUUUCUCAAAUGUGCAAAAUAUUAUCGACAAUUUGAAUGAUUUGUCGUCAAAAGGAAUACUUGGAAUUCAAUAUUGUAUUACAAUAUUAAAACAAAAUUUAACAAAAGAGGUAUCACAGUAGUAACAUAAUCGUUUAUAUUUUCUAACAUGUAUAUUUCUUCUUCUUCUUCUUUUUAUUCUUUUUUUUAUUUAGGUAUAAUAAGAGAACGAUACAUUUAAAUAACUUAUUACAUAUUCUAAUGUGUAAUUUAGUUUUCUUUUUAAUACAUUUUUUAUAACUGAGAAUAUUCAUCUAUUAAUAAAUUUUUAUCUCUACAUACUUUAAUUCUAAUAGCACCAGAUAUAGCACUUAUAGAUAAAAUUUUAAUACGAGACACUAUCAAUUGAUUCAAGUUGUCGAGAGGUCGAUUAACAAUAACAUCAAUUUCAUCGUCUAGUUUAACCUGCGAUAUAAAAAUAUGUAUAUAUAUAUA